This is a messenger RNA of Durotheca rogersii, 1999 nucleotides long. Its product is annotated as putative sugar transporter. The transcript is spliced from 9 exons. Gene Ontology annotation, molecular function: carbohydrate:proton symporter activity. Bases 191 to 1711 code for a protein of 506 amino acids. Gene Ontology annotation, cellular component: membrane. The record is from RefSeq and is a predicted model, not a curated record. Gene Ontology annotation, biological process: carbohydrate transport; transmembrane transport. Lineage: Eukaryota; Fungi; Ascomycota; Sordariomycetes; Xylariales; Xylariaceae.
CGCACGCAGCCAAGGGCAGGCGGCGGCAGCUUUGCACAUAAAGCCACCCUUCGGCUUCCGCAUCAACCUCAAAGGGACACACGGAAGACACCGCCGUUGUGCCAAGUACUCACGCAGUCUAUACCAAUCAACAACUGAGUUGUCAUUCCCGAACCCCCUCGGCGUAUUCCGUUGGUCCAACUCCGUCAGGAUGAUCCGGAAGCAGAGCCGUAUCUACGGCGGCAGGCUGAUUGCCACGAUCACGCUGGUGGAUGCGAUCUCUUCGUGCUGGUUCGGCUAUUGCCAGGGCGUGUUCGCCGGCGUGCUUGUCUCCGACGACUUCAAACAAAGCUUUCCCCAGACCCUUGACCCGAACGUGUCGGGGAUCACCGCGAGCUGCUUUUUUUUCGGCGCCUUCGCCGGGUCGCUGGUGGCCUUCGUCUUGGGCGACAAGCUCGGCCGGAAGCGGACGAUUGCCCUCGGUUUGAUGUGCAGCUUCGUCGGCGUCAUCCUCCAGUUCCUGGCCUGGCACAUGCCGCAGAUGAUCCUCGGCCGGCUGGUCAACGGGAUCGGCAUAGGGCUGACCUCGACGAUGACGCCCGUUUACCUCUCCGAGUGCGCAAAGCCGCAUCAGCGCGGCAAGCUUGUCGGUAUCGGCGCCUCUGCCAACGUCACCACCUUCUCGUUGGCGAACUGGAUUAGCUACGCCCUGUAUUUCCGCGACGGACCGUUGCAAUGGCGCUUCCCCCUCGCGUUCCAGCUGAUAUUCCCUUUCCUGGUAACCCCUCUCCUGUUCUGUGUGCCUGAAACCCCACGAUGGCUGCUGCUAGUGGGCAGGGAGGAGCAAGCGCUAGAGGUGCUGUCCCUGCUGGCCGGGAAAGACAUUCCGAUCGACGACUCGACGGUGGUGAGCGAGUUCCGCUCGAUCAAAUCGGCCAUUGAGCUCGAGAGAGAAGACCGCACACCCCUUUGGGACGUCCUCUGCUUCCGAGACAAGACUCACAACUUCCGCCGUCUGAUAUUGUCGUGCGGGACACAGUUCAUGCAACAGUUCAGCGGGAUUAACGCUUUGGGCUUCUACCUCCCAACAUUGUUGAAUGAGAAUGUCGGAUUCAACCAGGAGAUGAGCAGGCUGAUAGCGGCCAUAAACGGGACGAUCUACUUCGUAUCCGCAUUCGGAAGCUUGGUCAUUAUCGAUCGCUUCGGCCGGCGAAAGAUGAUGCUGUCCGGGACCACUGCGAUGGGCGCUUGCCACUUGAUAGCGUCCCUGUGCCUGAGACAAGGUGAAAUAGACGCUUCGCAGAGGAAGAUGAUGGGCAACGUCGCGACGGCAAUGUUUAUCGUAUACCACGUCUUCUUCGGCACGUGUUGGGCGAGUACGCCGUGGGUCUACAGCGCCGAGAUCAACUCUCUUGGAUGGAGGACUCGCGGGGCCGCUGCUGCGACUGCGAUGAACUGGAUGGGUGGCUUCGCGGUGACGCAGUUUACCAAAGUCGGUAUCGACAACCUACAGUGGGCCUUUUUCUUGAUAGUAUUCGCCGUCAUGAGCUUCUUCUUUUUCCCCGUUGUCCUCCUGUUCUACCCCGAGACUUCAAACAGGACACUGGAGGAUAUGGAUCAUAUGUUCAUACAAAACCCAUCCGUCUUCGUCUUUGGAAAGGCGGAGAUGACGCAGCGACAGCGGCCGAUGAGUUUCAUUGACGCGGAGAGCGAGCGCAUAGGGAGCGCAUAGAGAGGGUAUGAUCGUAAGCGGGGUAUAGACGGCUCGGGAGUAAAGAAGGACAACUAGCCAGUUGUCACUCGAAGACGGCCGUUGGUGAGUCAAAAGGGAGGCUCGGCUGGGCUACCGACGUGGACCACCCUCGGAUGUCAUAUUCGCAGGUGUCCAAGGCCAUGUGGCCGCUAGGUCGAAGUUUCUAGAAGAGAUAGUAACUGAGCCACGAGGACAUGUUGAAUAUUUAUGAGGUCCACGCGCUCUUAUAUGCUCCGUUCACAUACCCAGUGAGGAAAUCGGCUGUCC